This is a messenger RNA of Sclerotinia borealis F-4128, 681 nucleotides long. The record is from the annotation of a GenBank genome assembly. Lineage: Eukaryota; Fungi; Ascomycota; Leotiomycetes; Helotiales; Sclerotiniaceae.
AUGGAUUCUUUCGGAGCUCAACAAGGAGGCGGUGGCGGCGGUGGUGGACGUGGAUGCUUCACCUGCGGAAACGAAGGUCACCAAGCCCGUGAAUGCCCAAGCCGUGGACCAGCCAAGUGCUACAACUGCGACAACCCAGGUCAUUUGAGCCGUGAUUGCCCAGAGGGACCAAAGGAGAAGGUCUGCUACAGAUGCGGUACUUCCGGACACAUCUCCAAGGACUGCUCCAACCCACCAACUGAGGGUGCUGGCCGUGGUGGCGGAUUCGGUGGUGGAUUCGCAGGUGGUGCUGGUGGUGGUGGUGGUGGACAACAGUGCUACAAGUGCUCCAAGAUCGGUCACAUCGCCCGUAACUGCCCAGAAGCUGGUGCAUAUGGUGGUCAACAAGGUGGCAACCAAGGUUACGGUGGUCAACAAGGUGGUAACCAAGGUGGUUACGGUGGUGGAUUCGGUGGUGGUGCCCGUCAAGGAAGCCAAACCUGUUUCUCAUGUGGUGGUUACGGACAUCUUUCCCGUGAUUGCACCCAAGGUCAAAAGUGCUACAACUGUGGUGAAGUCGGUCACUUGUCCCGUGACUGCAGCCAAGAGACCUCCGAGGCCCGUAGAUGUUACGAGUGCAAGCAAGAGGGUCACGAGAAGCUCGAUUGCCCUUUGAGAAAGAAGGCUUUCGGCCAAGAAUAA